UCUAAAAAGUAGGCCAACAGGUUGUAAACAAAAAUUGUUUAUUCUUAAAUAAUUAUUUAUGAAUAAAAGUUACCCUUUAAAGUACACGUUUGUGUUAAAAUGCGUUUUCACAUGAACGGCAGCAGUGACGAAAAUGAUAUUGUAACUGCGACAGCCAGUGCUGAGCACAUUCGCAAGUUUGUAUUUGGAGGUGGCGCCGAUGCACCCGAGGAUCGCUUGGAAAUCAAAAUACCUGAGAUCCUGCAGGGAGCUUACUCAUUCUAUACCUGGCCUUGUGCUCCAAUUCUCGCCCAUUUUCUGUGGGAACGACGGCAAACACUUAUGUGCAAGCGGAUACUGGAACUGGGAGCUGGAACUGCACUGCCCGGUAUAGUGGCCGCCAAGUGCGGUGCCCGGGUGGUACUCAGCGACAAUUGCAUUCUUCCCAAAUCCCUAGCACACAUACAGAAGUCCUGCCUCACCAAUCAACUGCAACCAGGUGUGGACAUUGAUGUCGUUGGUCUCAGUUGGGGACUGUUAUUGAACAGCGUAUUUCGGCUGCCUGUUCUGGACUUAAUCAUAGCUGCUGAUUGCUUCUAUGAUCCCAGCGUCUUUGAGGACAUAAUUGUUACGGUGGCGUUCCUUUUAGAGCGAAAUCGUGGUGCUAAAUUCAUAUUCACCUACCAGGAACGAAGCGCGGAUUGGUGCAUCGAAGCAUUGCUCAAGAAAUGGAAGCUGCAUGCUUCGACCAUCAAUAUGGAUGAUAUUGGUAAGCAGUCCGGAGUGGAUUUGCUUGAAUUUAUGGGUGGACAUACGAUACACCUGCUGGAGAUAACACUAAACGAACCGGAGUAAUAAAUAAAGAAGCAAAAAACAAAA
Messenger RNA from Drosophila hydei, 858 nucleotides. Its product is annotated as methyltransferase-like protein 23. The transcript is spliced from 2 exons. The record is from RefSeq and is a predicted model, not a curated record. Gene Ontology annotation, cellular component: nucleus; cytoplasm. NCBI's taxonomy places the organism in Eukaryota, Metazoa, Arthropoda, Insecta, Diptera, Drosophilidae. The coding region runs from base 100 to 834 and encodes 244 amino acids.